GCUGUUUUGCAUCGGUUUCACCAGCGUUUUCCUCGCUGUCAUCUUCUAUCCUGAUGCUCGCUCGUGAUGAAGGCAAAAAAAAGGCCCAAGCGGAAAAGGGGCUGAAUAACACGACAAUGAGCAUGACUAAGCAGCCGCCCUUUCCCCCGGAUCUGGCCACGACGAGACGAAGACGAAGACGAAGACGAAGCAAAGAAGAAGCAAAGAAGGCGAAGAAGCCUUAUAGGAGAGACACCACCGGCCGGGCUUACUCGUACUUGUCGCUCUGACUAUUGGCGGGGAAGCACAAAGGAGGACACGUCGGCAGUUCGUCCUCGUCUUUCCUUUUACUCUCGCUUUUCUCUUUCUUCACACCGUAUGCUGUAGCGUGCCUGUGAACGGCGCUCAAUGCCAGCAGCACCUCCGACAGACCGUUGUUGAUACACUACGAAUAGCGACAAGGCGUACCGGGCUACGGCGUAUACCUCGCAGCCAUGAUGUUGGCUCACCGACCGGCGUCGCGGUUCUUCAUCCUGACUGCUCUUGCGGUCUUCUUCAUCCUCACCAUCUCCUUCUUCCGAGUCUCGCCCAUAAGCCCUGAGAAAAGGGCGCCUGGCCACCUAGUACAGCAGCAGCAGCCCAUACCGAAGGACGGCAAUGUCCCGCUGUCGCUGCUGCAGGGAGAGUCCAUCAUGCCGACCCUGGAGAAUAGCACAGCCAAGGCCGAGCUGGGACGGUCGUCGUGGCAUCUCUUCCACACGGUGAUGGCACGGUACCCCGAGAAACCGACAGGCGAAGAGCAGAGGGCAUUGAGUGCAUAUGUGUACCUCUUUGCGAGACUAUACCCAUGUGGUGACUGCGCAGCACACUUCAUCAAAUUGCUCCAGAAGUACCCCCCACAGACCUCGUCACGGAACGCCGCCGCAGGUUGGGGCUGUCUGGUACACAACGAGGUAAACCGACGGCUGAGGAAGGAUCUCUUCGACUGUACCAAGAUAGGCGACUUUUACGACUGUGGCUGCGGCGAUGACAAGGAUAAGAAGAAGGCGGAUGACCAGAAACAGAGCCAGAGCAAAGGCGGCGCAAACGAUGGCGUCAAGACGCAGGAAGACAGCACCAAACCCAGGAAGCCGAAGAAGAUGCUUUGGGGAGACGCAAACGGGCCGUUCCCUGGCGGCCCGGUGGAAAUAACGGAUGAGCCGUAAGCAUGCUUACUCUCUUCCUCUUUUUUUUUUUCUCUCUCUCUCUUCUCUCUCUGGAAGCAUCUCUCUAACCCCAAGUGAUACCCUGCAGACGCACGAAUGGUUGAUCUAAGCGCCGUGAUUAUCUCCUUUUAUAUAUAUACUAUCCCGUGUCUUCAGCAUCGCCACAGCCAUCCCGUGGACA
Molecule: messenger RNA, 1365 nt
Organism: Trichophyton rubrum CBS 118892
Lineage: Eukaryota; Fungi; Ascomycota; Eurotiomycetes; Onygenales; Arthrodermataceae
Exons: 3
Coding region: 474-1184 (236 amino acids)
Cellular component (GO): mitochondrion
Molecular function (GO): flavin adenine dinucleotide binding; flavin-dependent sulfhydryl oxidase activity
Source: RefSeq, a predicted model, not a curated record